This is a messenger RNA of Mesorhabditis spiculigera, 330 nucleotides long. Lineage: Eukaryota; Metazoa; Nematoda; Chromadorea; Rhabditida; Rhabditidae. The record is from the annotation of a GenBank genome assembly.
AUGCUGGAAGAGGAGCGCUAUGAGAAGAAGUUCGGCACGCCCUUCGAGACGAUCACCGGCAUCGGCGAUUUCGCCUCAAAAUCUCAUUUUUAUUCGGAUCUGAUCUGCAAGAUUAAGAGGGAGGAUCUGCAGCUUCAUCCUGGCGUACGCGACGCCGAAUCGACACGAGAAGCCGAUCAACAGCCGGCCGCGUACAUCGUGCUCAUCGAGACCGGAAGCCGCCCAGCCGCCCACCUACUUUGUGCCCAAGUUCAGGCCCGCCCGCUUGCCCCGGCAGCGCAAGUUCCCGUCGCCCCAGCUGCAAAUUAUGCCGAGGUUUUUCUAAUCGAG